AUGCUCGACCCCGAUUCACAGGAGCAAAGGCCUAUUGAGCAGAUCUUCGACAUCCUCACCUCUUUCCCCUCCGACGCGCUCGAGUACGUCGAUGAAUCCCUCCCCGCUCCGCGGCGGAACCAGCGUGCGACCAUGGCGCAGAUGGCGCAGCGCUUCGCCCGCACACACACGGAGCCGAUGGGUGUGCGGUUCCCGUUGAACUUCCCGGACAUCCCGACGCGCGCGCCCGACAACGGCGUGCCGUCCUUCCUCUCCUCCACGAGCUGCACGCUUCUACAGGACCUGCUGCGUGCACAGCUAGACGUCGACGAGGCACGCAUCUGCACCUGCGCAGCUCCGCCUCCUCCAAGAUGCGGCCACGCGAUCUCGAAGCGGCAGUUCGCGGCGCUGACGACGGCGUGGAUCUACUGGCAGGGCGGCACGACGAUGUUGUCCGAAGCCGGAACCGUGACAGCGCCGCAUUGGGACCAAUACGGCCUCUCCACCUGGAUCAGCUGUCUCGAAGGGGAAAUCGGCCUCGCAUGGCUCGUGCGUCCGAAGAACCCGGAAGAACACAUGCGGUGGUUGAGCGACCCGGGGAGGCCGACCGCGCGCUGGGCGUUCAAGGUGCUGCGGCCCGGGGACGCGCUGUACAUGCCUUCCGGCACCGUGCACUUUGUCUUCCGGCGGCCGAGCGGGGGCCAGACGUUGGGGUAUUCUGAGCAUCUGGUGCGGAGGCGGCAUUUGGUGGGGUGGUUGAGGGUGGUGGGGUUGACGCUUGGGAGGGAGGAUGUGGAUCUGGAGGGGUAUGGGUUGGUGCUGCCGCCGCUGAUGCGGCAGGUGAGGGUGUUGGUGAAGGCGGUCAAGGCGCAGGGGUUGGAGGAGAUGUAUGGGGGGAAGGAGAGGUUGGGGGAGGCGUUGAAGCUGGUUGGGCAGGUGGAAAAGGCCAUCAAGAGUGUUUUUGCGUCAUGGCGGAGUCUGCCCUCGCAUUUCCUUCACGCGAUCAGCUUGGCUUAG
Molecule: messenger RNA, 996 nt
Organism: Saxophila tyrrhenica
Lineage: Eukaryota; Fungi; Ascomycota; Dothideomycetes; Mycosphaerellales; Extremaceae
Exons: 2
Coding region: 1-996 (331 amino acids)
Source: RefSeq, a predicted model, not a curated record